Molecule: messenger RNA, 137 nt
Organism: Racocetra persica
Lineage: Eukaryota; Fungi; Glomeromycota; Glomeromycetes; Diversisporales; Gigasporaceae
Source: the annotation of a GenBank genome assembly
GUGAAAUAUCUCCAGAGUGCAAUAUUUCCGUAAGCUCUUUUGAAACAAUCGAUCGUAUUGAAUUAAGCCAAACAUUAGGUGCAGGUGUAACAACCAUUCAAGCUAGCCCUCAUUGUGAAAUAAUGGAAUCAACUAAA